CGGAAACGCGUCCCGAUGACGUCUCCGUCGGAGAACAAAAACAAACCUCCGUCUUGCAACAUCAACGCUGGUGUGUUUCGCUCCGUUUGUCCCGUUUACCGCUUUUAAAACCUCCAUGUCGGCUUGACUCUGCGUGUUCAUGGUUGUCGUCGGGGGCCGGGUGAAGCUGUAGUUGUGACCGGUAACAGCUCGGUAACGGUCGUUGUGGCAGCCAUGGCUCAGCAGAGAGGAGUCAACAGCCUGCAGUUCAACCAGGACCAGAGCUGUUUCUGCUGUGCUAUGGAGACAGGGGUCAGGAUUUACAAUGUGGAGCCCCUGAUGGAGAAGGGCCACCUGGAUCAUGAGCAGGUAGGCAGUGUGGCUCUGUGCUCCAUGCUGCAUCGAUCCAACCUGCUGGCUAUAGUCGGAGGAGGAGUCAAUCCCAAGUUCUCAGAAAUAUCUGUGCUGAUCUGGGAUGAUGCUCGGGAGUCACGAGACCCCAAAGACAAGCUGGUCCUGGAGUUCACCUUCACUAAACCUGUUCUGGCUGUUCGCAUGAGGCAUGACAAGAUCAUCAUCGUAUUAAAGAACAGGAUCUAUGUGUACAGUUUUCCAGACAACCCUGUCAAACUUUUUGAGUUUGACACCAGAGACAACCCCAAAGGUCUGUGUGACUUAUGUCCCAGUCUGGAGAAACAGCUGCUGGUCUUCCCAGGUCAUAAAUGUGGCAGCCUGCAGCUGGUUGACUUGUCCAACACAAAGCCUGGAACAUCGUCUGCCCCUUUUACCAUCAACGCCCACCAGAGUGAGAUCGCCUGCGUGGCUCUGAACCAGCCCGGCAGUGUGGCGGCUUCGGCCUCUCGUAAAGGAACGCUCAUCCGCCUGUUUGACACGACGACCAGAGACAAGCUGGUGGAGCUGCGCAGAGGAACCGACCCGGCCACUCUCUACUGCAUCAACUUCAGCCAUGACUCCUCGUUCCUCUGCGCCUCCAGCGACAAAGGCACAGUUCACAUCUUUGCACUCAAAGACACCAAACUCAACCGACGCUCUGCACUGGCUCGUGUUGGGAAGGUGGGUCCUGUGAUUGGUCAGUACGUGGACAGUCAGUGGUCUCUGGCCAGCUUCACGGUGCCAGCUGAGUGUGCCUGUAUCUGUGCUUUUGGAAAGAACACGUCCAAGAACGUCAACUCUGUCAUCGCCAUAUGUGUGGACGGGACCUUCCACAAGUAUGUGUUCACCCCUGAUGGAAACUGCAACCGAGAGGCCUUCGACGUGUAUCUAGACAUAUGUGAUGACGACGACUUCUGAGGCCAGAGGGAGAAGCCAGUUUAAAACCUCGACUGGACGACGCGAGCGCGAGGAGGACAACGAUGAACGGAAACGGCCGAGUUCGUGAUUACUGUUCUGGAGACGGAUGGGAAAUCGGUCUGAGACACAGAACCCGAGACGGGUGGACAAACACAGACUUGAUGCCGAGGCCUGUUUUAUGAAGUCCUUUGUCUUUGUAAUCAGUUGUAUCUACAGUAUGUAGCAGUGUGAAUAUAAAUACAGUUUUCUAUUAGCCUGUAAACACGAGUCUGGCUGGUUGAUGUGGAAAAGACCCUUAAACGACAGAUGUAUUUAAACCUUGGAAGUCAAGUCAUUUGUAAGUAAGUACGUUUCUGUAUACAGCACUUUUGCUGAGCUGACGUCACAAAGUGCUUCACAGUAAAGACAAAAAAAGAAAGUCGGCUAAAAACCAAGUGUAAAAUAAUGUAAGAUAGUAAAAGCUAUACAAAAAAAAAAAAAGUCUGAACAAGUGGCUCUUGAGCUGCUGGGUUUUUUUGCUGUAUUUGUGAGAGAUUAGUUGUUAAAGUCAAACUGAAAAUAAAAUUCAUUUUUGCUAAAAAAAAAAAAAAAUCUUCUCUGGCGUUACUUGGUCAAAAUUGUAAUUAUCAAAAAGAAGACAUUUAUUUUUCUGCAGAGAUAGCGCCCCCUGCAUUCCUUUUUCUCCAGGAGACGCACACAGUCACGGUGGCAUGAGAGCGUUUGGGCACUCCGGGUCAAAAUUGAGAAGAAGAUGGACUGAUCUCCAAAAGGCAUAGAGCUAAAGAUGAAACAUUCUUUUCAACAUUUUAAGCAAGAUUAGUGAAUUACUUUUGAUUUGUACACGUUCAGAGUGAAAAAAAGAAAAAGAGAUCUGAGCUCUCAGGAUAAAGAUCCUUAACGCACCUCAAAACCCACGAUGGACGACCUGAAGAGGUGCGAGCUGAAGGUUCCGCCAUGGCCCCCGCAGUCCCCGGACCUAACCGUCAUGGAAAAUGUGUGGAUAGACCUUAAGAGAGCAGCGAGUGCAAGACGACCCAAGAAUCUCACAAAACUAGAAGCUUUUUGCAGGAAGAAUGAAGAAACUGUAAAAGAUGGAAAUAAGAAAGUAAUCUUGCUGAAAAUAUUAAAAUGAAAUGUUUCAUCUUUAACUUUAUGCCUUUUGGAAAUCAGGUCGUCUCCUACUCACUUAACGCUUGACAGUAACAGAAGUUUUGACCAGAGGUCCCGAAACUUUUCAUGACACUGUAUUUUAAUUGUAUUUUAUAAGUCACGGAUACAUGCAGUGGGUCAAAAAGUGCAGUAUUUCCCACUGCGUCGUAGUAGAACAGAAGUACAAGGUGACGUAAACUAGAAAUAGUCAAAACAGAACUUGAGUGAAUAAACUUUUCACCACUGAUUUAGAUUCCUAUGUUGUAAGGCCGAAACAAGGUCCCAAAAAACUUACGUCACCUCAACUUAUGUACUUGCUGUUGCACAAACUGCAGGUUGUUAUUCUCUGCAGAUGUUCCUCCAGAUGUAGCACUUGGUCCUGCGUUAAAUGUUGCUGAAUCCUACUAAACUGUUUGUGCAACAGACCCCACUUUGACCUUAUAAAUUCUAACCCCUGUCCCUGCCAUCACGUUUGUUCUGAUGCAUCCAAGGUUUGCUUUUAGCUUCUGCGCCGUUUUACAGUUUUUGUUUACAUGAGGCCUUUUCAGCCACUUGUCAUUUGUGCAAGUGGGAUGAUGUUUAAAUGUCAGCGCUGAGUCACUCGCCUGAAAACAAACCUGAAAAAUUCAUAUUUAAUAUGUUGUGUGGCCUCCACUGUCAUGGUUAAAAUAAAUAUCUGUUUUACUGGGUUGUUCUCAAGUGUCUGUUUAUGUGAGACCAGCAGAUAUAAUGUGAUAAAUUUUCGAAUAGUUCACUUUUUUCUCGUGUUUUCUUACGGAUGAGAAUUUUCAGAAUGUUCAGUAUGUGUAUUUUAUUUUUGUUAUUUUCUUCUGUACUAUAUUUGAAGUAAAUCUAAUCUACUGGGUUUGUGAACUUUUUUUUGUGCUUUAUAAUGAUUAAUACUGCAAAGUGUUUGUUACAUUUUAUAUCAUCCCAGAGCCACCACACUUGUAUUAUUUGGUACUGUAUUACCAAAUAAUCAUUCUGACGUCUUUAAGAAAAAUGCCAAAGUCUCUGGUUUCAGCUGAUUACUAUGUGGUUUCCUACGUCUUUAUAAUAGUAAACUGAAUAUUUGG
Messenger RNA from Xiphias gladius (swordfish), 3515 nucleotides. RefSeq names its product WD repeat domain 45 (gene wdr45). The transcript is spliced from 11 exons. Gene Ontology annotation, molecular function: phosphatidylinositol-3-phosphate binding; phosphatidylinositol-3,5-bisphosphate binding; protein binding. Bases 214 to 1290 code for a protein of 358 amino acids. The record is from RefSeq and is a predicted model, not a curated record. NCBI's taxonomy places the organism in Eukaryota, Metazoa, Chordata, Actinopteri, Istiophoriformes, Xiphiidae. Gene Ontology annotation, biological process: nucleophagy; protein lipidation; protein localization to phagophore assembly site. Gene Ontology annotation, cellular component: extrinsic component of membrane; cytosol; phagophore assembly site membrane.